This is a messenger RNA of Nelumbo nucifera (sacred lotus), 675 nucleotides long. Lineage: Eukaryota; Viridiplantae; Streptophyta; Magnoliopsida; Proteales; Nelumbonaceae. The record is from RefSeq and is a predicted model, not a curated record.
AUGGAGUGGAAGGAGAAGUGCGAGUCGUGGAACGGCGAGACGGACCUGCUACUGGUGGACAUCGCUGACGCUACGUUGAACGGGGAGAGGGGCCUCCUGGUGGGUACUGGUGAUGAUUCGCGGAAAGGGGAGAUGGACCUCCUGGUCGAUAUCGGCGGUAGUUCAAAUGGCACAGAAGGCGAGUCGCGGAGUGGGGAGGGUGACUUCCUCCGCGGCUUCGGCGACGAUGACACCGACACAAAUGAGAAGGAAGAAGGCGAGUCACGGGUGGGGGAGACUGACGACUUCCUUCUGGAUACCGCCGGCGAAGACGGCACGGACACAAAUGAGAAUGAAGAAUGCAAGUCACGGAAGGGAGAGGCUGACGACUUCCUUCUGGACACCGCCGGGGAACAUGGCACGGACACAAAUGGGAACGAACAAGGCGAGUCAUGGGAGGGAGAGACUGAAGACUUCUUGCUGGACUUUGCCGGCGAAGACGGCACGGAGAUAAAUGGGAAAGAAGAAGGCGAGUCACGGAAGGGAGACACUGAAGACUUCCUGUUCCUGCUGGACAUCGCCGGCGAAGACGGCACAGACACAAAUGAGAAUGGGGAGUCACGGAGGGGCGAGACUGAUGAUUUCCGGGUUGACGUCGACCAACGGGAGAGCACAGAUUCGAGAUCGGAGGCGUAA